UCGUUGGGAAGUAAUUCUAGAAGUCGUUCGCCUGAAUAAUAUAGUUUGAUAUUAGUAAUGAAGAAUAGAUCGUUUAAAACAACAUUAACUAAAUUCAGAAUAUAUAACCUUUGAAAUGUAUAAUAUAUACAGAGAUACUAUCACUGGUAUCAGGUUUCUGUUGACAAUGAAAGAUGGAGCUGUUUAAUAUAGAUGGAUUAUUGUCAUUUAUAGAUGGUUUCAGAUAGGUAGUGUUUAUCGCGAGAAAAUAAAUUUAAUGGACCUAUUUUCGUCCGGGUUCCGGUAGAUGAACAGUAACCUUAUUUGGAAAGGGGAUACCGGUUGUGAGGCAAGGUGCUCGGCGUUGUAUAGUUAUUGGUAUGCUUGUUAUAAGGUAGUGUUGAUUUAAUUCAUGCAUGUUGAAUUUCUAACAUGUGUCGUGGACGUAUAUUUUAAAACUUAAACAAAAAGGUGUUGAUUAAAAAAAAAGGUGGAUAACCCAAAACUGGAUUUAUUCUUAAUUUUAUUCAAAUCUUCACCUAAACUGGAAUUAAAAACAGAAGCAGUUAAAAGUUGAUAUCUCAGGAUUGGAUAUAUUGCAAUUUUCUCAAUAAUUCUUUGUAUUAUUUUAAACUGUUUAAUUUUAUCAGCAAAUAUGAAUGGUUAUGUGCGCGUGCUGUUUGUGACGUAUUUGAUUACGUUGGCUUGUGUUAUAUACCUGAACACUGUACCUCAAACGAUUCAUAUUUACCAUGACAACAGUGCAUUUACUAUUAUGGGAAUCGAUAAUAAAGCUGUUACGAUUGAAUCUAGAAAUUCUAAAAUAAGGUCGGCCUUGGAAUAUUUCAAAACGUCCUCAGACGAUGUUCCAGUACAUAAGCAAUUACAUGUUUCUAAGAGUGAAAACGUAAAAUUAAAAGGCUCUUCCAGGAAAUUCGUAGAAAUCGAAAAUGAUGCCAUUGACAGCAGAACACCCAAGAAUGAAAGAACAAACUCUCAUCUGGUACGCGACGACGUUAUAUUUAACGGCAGUGGAAUGGCGGUUACGGUACGCCCCGGAACACGCCAGGGUGAAAGAACGAACUCUGGUAAUAACGCCAGGAACUCUUCGUCUCAUUUGGUACACGACGACGUUAGAUUUAAUGGGGGUGGCAGAGGAAUGGAUACUACAAUACAUCCCAGAACACCCCAGAGUGAAAGAACCACCGCUCGUAAUAACGUCAGGAACUCUUCGUCUCAUCUGACACACGAUGACGUCAUAUUUAAUGUGACGUUAUUAGCAUUAUACCAUAACACGACUAUGAAAUACCGACAUAGUGGAAUAUGCCCGGGCCUUUUUGCGAAUGACUCUCGAUCACUCAAACAGGCCAUCACAUUUUCCAGAAGUUUUGAUCGCGAUUUUCAUCUGGAUUUAAAAUUAUUUCCGACCAUAACAAAGAAUUGUAAACAAUAUAAAUCGAAGCGGGGCUUUAUGGAAAAAAAUUCAUCAAAAGAGGAAUUAGAAUUUCCGCUGGCUUUUUCAAUAUUAACCUACGAUAAUAUUCAGCAGUUUGAACGAAUGCUGCGCGUGCUUUACACGCCACAAAAUGUCUACUGUAUACACGUGGAUAACAAAUCAAGUGAAUAUUUUAAAAAUGCCGUAAGAUCCAUCACCAAUUGUUUUUCAAAUGUGUUCAUAGCGUCCAAAUUAGAAACAAUAGUUUAUGCCUCCAUUACAAGAUUACAGGCCGAUAUAAACUGCAUGGCGGAUCUGCUACAUAGAGAAGAAAAGUGGCGUUAUUUGUUGAAUUUCGCGGCUUCUGAGAUGCCGUUAAAAUCUAAUAUCGAGAUGGUCCAAACGCUGAAGAUAUUUCGUGGUGCCAAUGAUAUCCAUGAAGUUUUUGCUAAACGAGUGAAACAUAGAUAUCUUUAUAAAUAUGUUAUUGAAAAUAGCCACAUACAUCGAGGACAGGGGUUUCUUGCUCCCCCGCCAUUUAAUAUAACCAUAGUAAAAGGGCAAGCGUAUAAUUUGUUCAGUCGACGAUUCGUGGAGUUUUCUAUGAAGAAUAAAAUAGCCAGACGAUUUUUAAAAUGGUGUGCUGAUACAUACAGUCCUGAUGAACAUUACUGGGCCAGUCUCAAUGAUCUGUAUCAUAACACCUUCUUAAAUACACCUGGCGGUUAUAAAGGUCAUCCGGAUAAGAAGGAGUAUGUCACGCGCCAUAUUAACUGGCGCGCGUCAUAUGAUCGUUGCUAUGGAGAAUUCGUCAGAGGUAUCUGUGUGUUCGGCUACGGUGAUUUGCCAUUACUAAAACGAAAGGGACAAUUUGGAACCAACAAAUUUGAUUUACGGAAAGAUCCCAUAGCUUAUUCGUGUAUGGAGGAAUUGUUAAGUCAUCGUGUUCAACACCCACCACCUGUUUAUCCUAAUCACUGGAAAAACUUAAAUUUUAUUAAAAAUAGCAACACGUGAUUAAUGUCACAGUGCGCAGACUCCACUACAUUGACUAGAGGAAAUAAAUCCUACUCCUCGCAGUGCUUCGUUUAAUUACACCUUAUCCUACCGAACACUGUUGGGUUGGCUGAUGUUUCCAGGGUUUGUUCUAUAUGAUAAGGCCAGCUCAACGUUUGCUCAAAAAUUACGAGAUGUAAACACGGCUAGCGCUCAUCGCGACCCUAACCCUAACCAUGGACCUAGUCCAAGCGCUUACCCUAACUCUAACCUACAAUCUCGCCAACAAUCACGUUCCCUAAUUUGUUUUACAUCUGGGCGACCUUGACGGAAUAUUGAGCUGGCCUUAACAAAUAGAUCUAGCCAUGAUAGUUUUUUCAAAUUAUGACUGGUUAACAGUCGGAUUAACAAACAUCUAAUAUUGUAACAGACAUUGCCCGUGUAGAGCGAAGCUGGUGUGAUUGUUGUUAAUUAUAAAACCUUCAUCAUUAAGUUCUCAAGUGAUACAAAUAAUGUUAAAUAAUUCGUAUGAUUAAUUUUGUUUUUUAAAAACAAGUUAUCUGUGCCCCGGCGUAUUAAAAAAAAAUAAACGAAUAGUUUACGUAAUCAA
Molecule: messenger RNA, 3020 nt
Organism: Patella vulgata (common limpet)
Lineage: Eukaryota; Metazoa; Mollusca; Gastropoda; Patellidae
Product: beta-1,3-galactosyl-O-glycosyl-glycoprotein beta-1,6-N-acetylglucosaminyltransferase 3
Exons: 2
Coding region: 635-2431 (598 amino acids)
Cellular component (GO): membrane
Molecular function (GO): acetylglucosaminyltransferase activity
Source: RefSeq, a predicted model, not a curated record